Messenger RNA from Selaginella moellendorffii, 1949 nucleotides. Its product is annotated as L-type lectin-domain containing receptor kinase S.4. The record is from RefSeq and is a predicted model, not a curated record. NCBI's taxonomy places the organism in Eukaryota, Viridiplantae, Streptophyta, Lycopodiopsida, Selaginellales, Selaginellaceae. The coding region runs from base 33 to 1895 and encodes 620 amino acids. The transcript has a single exon. Gene Ontology annotation, biological process: protein phosphorylation. Gene Ontology annotation, cellular component: plasma membrane. Gene Ontology annotation, molecular function: ATP binding; carbohydrate binding; protein kinase activity.
UUGAGUUAAUUGUUGUAUCGAGAAGCGAAAUCAUGGUGGUCGGAGUGAUUUGGGUGUUGCUGCUCUUCUUCUCGGCUUUUAAUCUUGGAGUGAAGUGCCAGGUAAGCUUUGGAUAUGAGAAUUUCCCAGAAUUCUUGGCGGAUUUCAUCCUCUCGGGAGAUGCAAACAUAAGCAAUGGAGCGCUCCUUCUCACCGGCGAUCGCACCUUCAGCUUUGGAAGAGCAAUGCGGAGGCAGACCAUUCAGUUGUGCAACUCGUCGGGAUUCAUGGCCUCGUUCGUGACUGACUUCACUUUCCUCAUCCAGAAGAAAGAGUCUGACCUUGUCAACGCCGAUGGCUUUGCGUUUACCAUCGCCCCGAACGCGACCGCGCCUUCGAACGAGAGCUAUGGACGCUGGAUGGGCCUCUUUGACAAGAACACGAAUGGAUUUCCGUCCAACAAUCUGGCAGCGGUGGAGUUUGACACCUUUCGAAACCAGCCAGGGAUGUACCCAGCGUUCCAAGACAUUGACAACAAUCACGUCGGUCUCAAUCUCAACAGCAUGCUAUCCAUCAGCUCGAGCUCGCUCUAUCCCUUCCAGGUCUUUCUCGGCUCCGGAGCUCCAAUGGCUGCUAGGAUCGAUUACAACGCCACCGCUAAGAGGCUGCGAGUUUACGUCUCGGACAACGUGACGAGGACCAGAGUUGGAAGCCUGGUCCUGGAGCACAGCUUUGAUAUAUGCUCCAUCAUUUCAAAAGAGAAUACUUUCGUGGGCUUCUCCGCUGGAUCUGGAUCGAAAAACAUCGACUUCCACAAGAUCUUGUCGUGGAAGUUUGAUAGCAGCGAGCUCUUCCUCCCGGUGACGGAGGAUCCUGGCAGCAGAGGUGACACGCAGACUUCUCGGGCAAUCAUACUUGGAUCUUCAUUGUCGUCAGCUUUUUUAGUUUUGCUCGGAAUCAUUGGAGUGACAACCUUGGUAGCGCUCUCAAGGAGGCGAAAGGCGCAGGAAAACGAUCUCGUCCAGCUCCCUCACAGCAUCUCAUACGCAGAUCUGAGCGCCGGAACAAACAACUUUAGCAAAGACAACUUGCUCGGCCGGGGCGGAUUCGGCAGCGUCUACAAAGGUGUGCUUCCGAACGAUCAGUCUCUAGUAGCGGUGAAGCGGAUCUCCAAAGACUCACAGCAAGGCGAACGAGAGUUUCUUGCCGAGGUGCAAAUCAUCAGCCAGCUGAGCCAUCGUAAUCUCGUCAAGCUCCGGGGGUGGUGCAAGCAAAAGCGAGAGCUCAUCCUAGUCUACGACUUCAUGCCUCGCGGGAGCCUCGAUCGAGCUCUCUUCGAUCCCGACGAGCCCGUUCUUCCCUGGGAGGUGAGGUAUAGAAUUCUUUGCGGCCUCGCAGCGGCGCUUCUCUACAUCCACGAAGACUGGGAUCAGCAAGUCGUGCACAGAGAUAUCAAGAGUAGCAACGUGAUGCUUGACGCGGACUUCAAUGCCCGACUGGGAGACUUUGGCCUCGCUCGAGCACUGGAGCGUGAUAGAGCUGACAACAUGGAAUCGACCACCAUUGCUGGAACGCUCGGAUACAUGGCUCCGGAGAUCUUCCAAACGUUUUCAUUCACUCCAACCACGGACGUGUAUAGUUUUGGAAUGGUGGCGCUCGAGGUGGUGUGUGGGAGAAAGGUGGUGACCAAAUUCAACACAGGGAAGAGCUUGCUGCUUCCAUGGGUGCAAGACUGUUACAUGGACAACCGGCUUUUGGACACAGUGGAUUUCAGACUAAAUGGGGACUUCGACGCUGGAGAGGCAAGCCGAGCUCUGAAGACCGCGCUCAUGUGCGUGGAUCUUAAUCCCGCGAGAAGACCCAGCAUGAGGCCAGUACAUUUCAUUCUCACUGGUGAUAUCACUCUCACUGUUUGAGCGAUCCAGUGAAAGCUUUGGGAUUAACUGUUUGAAGACUGGAUUUUUCUUUCA